Messenger RNA from Naegleria fowleri, 1062 nucleotides. RefSeq lists its product as uncharacterized. The record is from RefSeq and is a predicted model, not a curated record. Lineage: Eukaryota; Heterolobosea; Eutetramitea; Acrasida; Naegleriidae. Bases 1 to 1062 code for a protein of 353 amino acids. The transcript is spliced from 2 exons.
AUGUCCUGUGACUACUACCAACUGCAACAAUCCUCCAACAAUGUCACUAACACAACGUUUACUCCCCAUCCAUUGACACCACUGGAAGUGUAUCAUAUUUUGAAUUUUUUUACCACUUCACCCUACAUCAUCAUUCAAUCGAUUCUCUUUGUACUCUCCAUUGUCGUGUACAUUUACAAAUUUAAGGAAAUGAAACGCAAUCAACAUGUAUUAUUUAUCAUGUUAUUCGUGUUGCAAAGCGAUAUCAUGGUGGAUUUGAUUCUGCGAGUCAAUAAUGAAGCAAAUGCUUAUGAACACUCUCGAAAUACAACGAAUGGAGUUGAGGAUUAUCUCUUAACAGGCAUUGCUGUGGCCCAUCGUUGCAUCAUUAACUUUUUAGUUUUUUGGCAACUUUGGAUCAUGUAUUUCCUGUGUUCCGUGUUCUUACACACUUGUCAUGAAAUUGCAGCAAUUUCGUCCAUUGGAUACAAGUGUUUUAAAUUCGCAAAUAUUGCAACCAUUGUUGUGAUUAGCGUGUUCUUUGUUUGUCAUACCUUGUACAACAUUAUCACUGGAGCUCUCACCAUUCAUGGAGUGUUCAUUGAUGUUACUGUUUAUGUGCCGAUGGAAAUUGCAUUAUUAGUAGCUGCAGGAAUUUUGUUCUUCACUUCCUCGCUUGUCUUCUCCAUUCUGCUCAAUAUCAUUAGUUACAAAUUAGAGACUUCUCUCACAAAAAGUAUGAUCAAGCUUAAACAAAUGAUGAAAGGAAAUGAAGAGUUUACGAGUAGAGAAUUAGAAGCAACGCUUCGUUUCAAACAAACCUCUCUGAGAAAGACUCGUCUGAUGCAUGCUGGUCUCUCCAUUGCGAUUAUAUUGGAAUCGCUUGGUUUUCUAUGUAUCUCUUUCUAUGUGUUGAACAUUUUCUUUGGAUUUGUGUAUUUGUUGUUGUCGAAUUUUGGAAUUUUCGUAUUUGUUUCCCUUCUUAUUGGCAUCAAUGCACCAAUGAAAGAGGUUCAACAAUUCUUCCAAAAGUUUGUCGUUGACGAUAAGGCAAAUGAUUCGUCCAAAAAGAACAAGUAUUGA